UUUAGUAUUUUUAACAUUUAAAAGUUACAUUUUUAUAAUGCAAAAAUAUGAGAGGAAACUUUGCAUUGGCAGGCUAAGCUAUUUGAAUCGAGCAACUCAAUCGUGGCAUUUAUUUUGUGAUAAUGAUGAUGUUACAAAUAUUAUACUUAAUAAUGUUAAUACAAUUUCUAUUAUGAGUGAAAAGGAUCAAAGUAUAUAUGGCACAAUCACCUUUUCUGGUUUCCUUAAUUGUCAGCAACAAUCACAUGACUAUUUUCAGCUUCAAACAGCUUCUGGAUUGUAUGCGUUGCAAGUAUUAAGUCCAAAAGAUAUUUCCUUUGUCAAAACAUUUUUUACAAAUCUUUCAAAUCAACUUGAAAAUAGCGUUGCUCAGGAGAUAUCUUUGAAGCCAAAUGGUUCAUUUGUAACUAUGAAGUCUGACGAUCGUAUUUAUAGUUCACUGAAAUUUCAAAAUGAAAGUAAAACAGAGAAGCAGGUUUUGACCAACAAUCAGAGUUUAUUAGAAGAGCAGGUCUUGUGCAGCAAUCAAAAUUCAUCAGAAGAGCAGUUUUUAAGCAAUAAUCUUAGUUUAUCAGAAAAGCAGGUCUUGACCAGUAAACUUGGACUAACAGAAAAGCAGUUCUUGAACAAUAAUUUUACACAUGAUUAUGAUUAUGCUCAACAGAUAAACCAAGAUACAAAAAAAAUUGUUAACCAAAAUUUAGAAAGAAAUGACAACAAUGAAAUUUGCGAAAAAAUAAAAAAUGCUGUUGAGUGGAAAAAUGUAGUGGAAGCACAAAGGCUUGUAGAGAUGGCAGCAAAAAGAAGUUUAAAACUUUCAAUCCAUGUACUUAAUGAAAAAUAUCUAUGUAAUGAGUUUUCAAUACAUGUGCAAUUUGUAGACAAAUGUUCUUUGGAUCUAGGAAAAAUCAUAAUACAGAUCAACCCUUUUGUUACUACUGUCAGUAUGUUAAAAUUUAUGAUUGCUGGAGAAUUUCAAAUUCCAAUUUCUUGUCAACGUUGGAUAAUCAAUGACAGAGUUGUUAAAGAUCAUGAGUUGCUAUCGAAAUGCGGUGUGCAACAUUCUGGAACAGUUAUUUUUUUAUAUUUGAUUUCGAAAUUUGAAAGUAAAAUACACAAAUCUAUUCAAACUUGUGAACCUGAUUGAUAUUAAGAAACUAAAAAUAAAAAUAUGCUACCUGGACUUUCUUGGUUUGGAGUGUUCUCAUAACGUACACAUUACAACUUCAACUGAUAUCAGAUGUUCGAAACAAUUACAACUUCUACUGAUAUCAGAUGUUUGAAACAAUUACAACUUCUACUGAUAUCAGAUGUUCGAAACACAUUACAACUUCUACUGAUAUCAGAUGUUCGAAAAGUUGGCAAUCAGAAUAUUCUUCUCUUCGGAUUUAAAAUCAGUUUAUAAUAAAUUGUAAUAAAUAUUUUUUUAAAUGGAAAGUUAAUAAAAGUAAAUAGUGGAUACUUA
This is a messenger RNA of Hydra vulgaris (swiftwater hydra), 1465 nucleotides long. RefSeq lists its product as uncharacterized. The record is from RefSeq and is a predicted model, not a curated record. Gene Ontology annotation, molecular function: protein binding. Lineage: Eukaryota; Metazoa; Cnidaria; Hydrozoa; Anthoathecata; Hydridae.